GUCGCGUCGCGGGCAGGCGGCCCGGCCCAGCUCUUCCUCCUCGGCCGCGGCUCUGGCCCGGGUCCGCGUCCUGACGCAGGCAGAGGGGCCUCCCCGCCCAGGACGUGUGGGAGGCGCCCGGCCCGCUCAGCGCCUGCCCCGUCAAUGCUGCCGGUUUUCCAUUUGAAUCCACGCCACACAUUUAUGGCGAUUCUGAGCGUCAGGGCAGAUUUCUGCCGGGCCCAGCACAGCACCCUGGCUGAGAAGUGAGCUGGAGGCCGGGGUCUCACGUGCGCCUCAAAUAUAUGGGGUUAUCUUCUGCACAUUGGAAACCUCUUCCUCUUAGUGACACUAGAGAAGCAAAGCCUGGCUGAACCCCAUUGGAGAGAAGACUUGUCCUUACAUUUUCUUUGUGCCUCACCAGUGCCUAAAUGUAGUCAAGGCUGCCUAUUUUUUGCAUGUAGUAGAAACCUGCAAAAUCUGAAGGAGUGCCACCUGCAGUGAUUGAGGCUGAAGUUGAAUUCCAGCAGAUGCUCAAGUAAACCAGUAUUUCUUAGAGUGAAAAAUUAUUUUGAAGAACAAACCAAGGAAAUAAGGAAAGAUCUCAUCAAUCCCACUUUAGUGGUCUUUAAUGUUUUCUGCUGUGAAACAUUGCAAGAUUUGAUUUUUGAUUUUUGAUUUUUGUUAGCCCUCAUACACUUUUCCCCCUUCGCCAUUAUGAACCGUCCUGCUCCAGUGGAGAUUACUUAUGAGACUAUGCGCUUCCUCAUUACCCACAACCCAACCAAUGCAACCCUCAGCAAGUUCACAGAGGAGCUGAAGAAAUAUGGCGUGACAACCUUGGUGCGAGUCUGUGAUGCCACCUAUGAUAAAGCACCCGUUGAAAAAGAAGGGAUCCAAGUCCUGGACUGGCCGUUUGAUGAUGGAGCCCCACCCCCUGGUGAAAUUGUGGAGGACUGGCUCAACCUGUUGAAAACCAAAUUCCGUGAGGAGCCAGGCUGCUGUGUCGCUGUGCACUGUGUGGCAGGAUUGGGAAGAGCCCCAGUUCUGGUUGCCCUCGCACUCAUUGAAUGUGGAAUGAAGUAUGAGGACGCUGUGCAGUUCAUAAGACAGAAGAGGAGAGGAGCAUUCAAUUCUAAACAGCUGCUCUAUCUUGAGAAAUACCGACCGAAGAUGAGAUUACGCUUUAGAGAUGCCAACGGGCACUGUAUCGUGCAGUAAGCCAAGCCCCUUUGUGAUGUCUUGACGCUAUCAUGGCUGUCCUUCUGGACUCGUGGAACCUGGAAACGUAAUUCUGGAAUUGAGUGACAUCCUGACUGUCGUGGAGUCAGUGCUCCUCUGCCUUUGUCCUAAUGAUAAUGAUUGUGAUAAAAAAUAAAAUUAAAACAAAACA
This is a messenger RNA of Candoia aspera, 1372 nucleotides long. It is a transcript of the gene PTP4A2, whose product is annotated as protein tyrosine phosphatase 4A2. Bases 697 to 1200 code for a protein of 167 amino acids. Gene Ontology annotation, biological process: protein dephosphorylation. Gene Ontology annotation, cellular component: cytoplasm; nucleus. Gene Ontology annotation, molecular function: protein tyrosine phosphatase activity. The transcript has 6 exons. NCBI's taxonomy places the organism in Eukaryota, Metazoa, Chordata, Lepidosauria, Squamata, Candoiidae. The record is from RefSeq and is a predicted model, not a curated record.